AUGUCAUCAUCCGCACCCUCUUCCAACAACAUUUUUGACAAGAUCUGGCAAGCAGAUGAGAAUCGUCUCACUCCCUUCUCAUCAAAACCCACUUCUGUCUCGACUCCAUUCAUCACACUCGUGUGCAGUACUCAAAAGAAAAAACAAAAUCCCAAUUUCAAUUUAUUUCGUCUCUAUAAAUUCGAUUCCUCUAAAAAACAAUAUGUUGUAUCGAGUGUGCGUGAAUUUAUUGACACAGCUGCCCAUUCGGAAUCAUCCUACAAGACCUAUGGAUUGAUCUAUAAAUUAUUUGACAAUUAUAAUUUGGAUCAACUCAAAAGAGAACAAAAUACUCCUCAGGAAGAAGGUGAAAUUUCAAACUUUUUAGAUGCCAUUAUUGAAACCAAAUGUAUGAAAGUGUUGGCUCAGGACUAUUUGAAAAUGACGAAUAAGAGUGAAAUCAAGAAAAAAUUGUAUUCAAUUUGGUUCACUCAAUAUGAUAUGGGAAGAAAUAGAGAUUUGAGUGGAUUUGAACAUUGUGUGGUUGGUGAGAAGAAUGCAUCGACUGUGAGUGGAUAUCAUUUUUGGUUUAAGUAUUUGGUGGACGAUUCCAAUGACAACUUUUUAGGUCAAGAUAUGAUUAAUUUUGCUGGUCGAUUGGACAAGGAAACUACUGCUGAUUAUGUUUGCAUUCGUUUCAAACAAGAUGAAGAUGUCACCAAUGACCACGGUGAGAAUGAUCAAUUAUUCAAAUCUUGUGGUAGUUUUUGGGUUGGUAUUUCACCCGAAUGUUUCAUGGCUUUGUGUACAGUUGCUCAUUUGGAACAUUUGAAAGGUCACAAGAAGGCCUUAUCCAAUGUGGUUGUAAAUGGACAUGCCUAUACGGUUAAUGUGUUUUCUGAGGGUGACUAUCCACGAUCAGUCUAUCCUUCAUUGAAUGAAUGA
Molecule: messenger RNA, 924 nt
Organism: Naegleria lovaniensis
Lineage: Eukaryota; Heterolobosea; Eutetramitea; Acrasida; Naegleriidae
Exons: 2
Coding region: 1-924 (307 amino acids)
Molecular function (GO): RNA endonuclease activity
Source: RefSeq, a predicted model, not a curated record